AUGCCCAGUGAUAAAAAGGUAUCUGGUUUAGGCUCCAGCGCUAGUUCUCAAGCUUUGCAAGUUUCAGAGGAUGAAAAUGUAAAAUCCUGUUGGGUUUGCUUCGCCACUGAAGCUGAUGAUAGAUUGGCUGCUUGGGUGCAGCCAUGCAAAUGUAUUGGCACCACCAAAUGGGUUCACCAAAGUUGUCUACAGCGGUGGGUUGACGAAAAACAGAAAGGUAAUAUUACGAGGAAGGUGCUUUGCCCCCAGUGUAAGGCUGAGUACAUAGUGGUGUUCCCAUCAAUGGGUGCGUUCGUGGCAUUAUUGGACGCUCUUGAAGAGAUUACACACAAAAUAAGUCCGUUCAUAGCUGGCGGUGUGCUCCUUGGAUCUAUAUAUUGGAUAGCGAUUACGUAUGGAGCUGUUACGGUUAUGCAGGUCGUGGGUCACAGGGAAGGUUUAGAAAUGAUGGAAUCAGCUGAUCCUCUAGUACUGCUGGUUUUACUACCAACCAUACCAGUGACUUUGAUCAGCGCCAAGAUGUACAACUGGGAAGAUUCAGUGCUCAUAUUCCUUAGAAAGUACUGCGCUAAAAUACCGGCCCUAGCUUACAUACUACCAUUUGGCAAUGUGGAAGGCGACAGAGGUGCAAUAGUAUCUGGACAACCAACGAACAGUCAAAAUAAUACAUCACAUUUGUCACCAACAAGGAUAUUCUGCUCGGCUUUAUUACUGCCAACGAUAUCAACAAUAAUAGGAAAAAUGUUCUUCAGAUCCGUUCAAAACAACUUGCAUAGGACCAUACUAGGAGGUCUAACAUAUAUAACUAUAAAGGGAGCUUUAAAAAUAUACCACAAACAGAUGCUAUACAUAAGGCAUUCAAGCCGGAAAAUUCUAGAUUACACAGAAUCUAAUUUAAAGCUAUACAGGAACAAUGUCGCUGAAACAGUAUCUAGCAAUGAAUCAGAGCAAGUUAUUUGA
This is a messenger RNA of Danaus chrysippus (African queen), 960 nucleotides long. NCBI's taxonomy places the organism in Eukaryota, Metazoa, Arthropoda, Insecta, Lepidoptera, Nymphalidae. The record is from the annotation of a GenBank genome assembly.